AUGGAUUACCUGCGGAACCUGGGCUCGGCAGCGGUGUCUUCACUUGUGCAAAAGUCUGGGCUAACCCUUCCCUUCUCACUUGGGCCUAAAGUCACGUCUUACGAGGGCAAGUCCAUAUGGACGUUAUAUGAAGGAACGAAACGCGACGACGGAAGCGCGAUCUCCGUCUUUGAGUUUGACGCGAACCAGCCCGGGAAGAGGACGUAUCUACCCCUUGCGAAGAAUUCGUUGCGGAAGCUGCGUACUGUGCGCCACCCAGACGUCCUCAAAUUUUUGGAUGCAGUCGAAACAGACACCACUGUCUACAUCAUGACGGAGCGAGUUCGCCCUCUGGCCCCUGCGAUACAGGAGCGCGCUUCCAAAAGUGCACAGGAGAAGGAAGACUGGCUGCUGUGGGGCAUACAUCGUAUAUCAGUGUCACUCGCCUUCGUGAAUGAGUCCUGCACUUCAACUCACGGCAACGUACGUGUCGACUCUGUGUUCAUCUCCCCGUCUGGUGAAUGGAAGCUGGGUGGGUUCGAAGUUCUCAGCAGUCCGAAAGACGACGCCGCCAUCUUAUAUACUAUGGGGAGCCUGCUGCCCGAUGCCUCAACAUAUGCGUCGCCAGAAAUCAAGAAGGGAGGCUGGUCUGCCGUUAAAGAGAAUUCCGUAACUGCGGCAGAUGCUUACGCUCUCGGCCUGCUAAUACACUUCGCCUUUAACCCUUCACAUCCGCUCCCCGCUACAGCGCAGCCACCACAUCCACCUCCUGCGCCAUCCUCGCGUGGAUCCAUACCACUAUCGGUCUUCCCGUCGUACAAACGGCUACUGAACCCGAACCCGAAGGCACGUUUGUCGUCAAAACACUUCCUCGAGCUCGGCAUGGCCGAAACCGCGGGCGAAGGCUCGGGUUUCUUCUCCACGAACCGCCUUGUGAAGGUCUGCGCAGGACUCGACAACUUCAAUAUCGCUAGCGAGGCCGAGAAGGCGUCACUCUUGAGGAUAUUGAAGGAAUCCGCUGCGUCGCUCCCGCCAGAGUUCGCAUCGUAUCGCGUCCUGCCGUCACUAGCUUCUGCGCUAGAGUUCGGCGGUGCGAGCGCUGCAUCCAUCCUCCCUUUAGUGCUGCAGCUCGGGAAGAACGUCCCACCACAAGACUACGCUUCUGUUAUCACUGUGCAUAUCGUGAAGCUGUUUGCUAGCCCAGAUCGGGGGACGCGUAUGGCACUGCUCGAUAACUUGCAAGAGUACGCCGAUAAGUUGGAUAAGAAGACUGUGAGCGACAAGAUUUGGCCGAAUCUGCAAACGGGGUUCAACGACACAGUCCCAGUCAUUCGCGAAGCAACCAUCCGUUCUAUCAUCUCCAUCUCUGACAAGUUCAACGAGCGCAUUCUCAACAACGACCUCCUGCGCUUCCUCGCUAAGAUGCAAGGCGACCCGGAAGCCUCUAUUCGCACGAACACCUGCAUUCUCCUAGGGCGCCUCGGCCCUAACCUUGGCUACAACACGAAGCGCAAGGUACUCGUGGCCGCCUUCGCGCGCGCACUCAAGGACCCGUUUGUGCACUGCCGCGUUGCAGGCCUCAUGGCGCUCAUGGCGACGCUGGAGUGCUUCGAGACCGAGGAGAUCGCGACGCGUGUCAUCCCGAAUAUGUCGUUUGCGCUGGUAGACAAGGAGAAGCUAGUCAGGGACCAGGCGUUCAAGGCGAUGCAAUUGUUUGUGAAGAGGCUCGAGGAGCAUGCGGCCACUAUGGUGAGUGGCCGGUAG
Phanerochaete carnosa HHB-10118-sp is the source of this 1743-nucleotide messenger RNA. RefSeq lists its product as uncharacterized. Gene Ontology annotation, biological process: tRNA export from nucleus; protein phosphorylation. Gene Ontology annotation, molecular function: protein kinase activity; ATP binding. NCBI's taxonomy places the organism in Eukaryota, Fungi, Basidiomycota, Agaricomycetes, Polyporales, Phanerochaetaceae. Gene Ontology annotation, cellular component: cytoplasm. The record is from RefSeq and is a predicted model, not a curated record. Bases 1 to 1743 code for a protein of 580 amino acids. The transcript has 9 exons.